This is a messenger RNA of Nothobranchius furzeri (turquoise killifish), 5596 nucleotides long. It is a transcript of the gene foxo6b, whose product is annotated as forkhead box O6 b. The record is from RefSeq and is a predicted model, not a curated record. Gene Ontology annotation, molecular function: RNA polymerase II cis-regulatory region sequence-specific DNA binding; DNA-binding transcription factor activity, RNA polymerase II-specific. Gene Ontology annotation, biological process: regulation of transcription by RNA polymerase II. NCBI's taxonomy places the organism in Eukaryota, Metazoa, Chordata, Actinopteri, Cyprinodontiformes, Nothobranchiidae. Gene Ontology annotation, cellular component: nucleus.
ACACACACACACACACACACACACACACACACACACACACACACACACACACACACACACGCACGCACGCACGCACACACACACGCACACACACGCACGCACACGCACACACACACACACCCUCCUCCCGCUCUGAAUCCGGUUCUUGAGGGAGUGACUCGAUCCAGGCGGCGUCCAAUUAUAUGGAAGCAGCACUUAUUCCACUUUAUUCCCUACAACGGUUAAGUGGCUUGAAGCCUUCAGAGGGCUUGUAGUAGAGGCAGAGCAGCGCGCACGGAGGCGUGUGACACGUGCACAGAGAGACGGUAGUGAUAUGUGCUCCAGCAGCAGGAGAAAGAAGGAUGCUCCACAUCAAAUCCACCAGGAGCCGAUUUUUUUCUUCUCCUCCAGUCUGGAAAUCCGCGGCUUAGAAUAAAUCAUUCAUGAGAGUCUGGUUCUAUUUCUAAGAGAGGAAUUGCGCUCGUGGUGAGUUUGAGCUGAGGGCAGAGGAAAGCUGUCAGACAAGUCUGUUAGAGUCUGGUGAGCUUUUAUCUUAUUUUUGAUUGAUUUUUUAUUUUGACUCAACUGUUGCUGCAGCCGGAGCGUGGAUGUGGAUGUGUCCCCUGGUCAUGCAUGCAGCCACACAGCCGGGUAACAUGGAACUGAGACUGAUCCUGUUGCAUCGGAGACACCUCCAUCGGUCCUGAUGUGAUGCCACAUUGUUGCGCUGAGGGGACGCAGCCGGCUUUUUACGGUUCCUCAUCUCUUUGUGCGACACCACGCAACCAGAUUCCGUUUUUCCUCCAACCCACGGGGACCUGUUUGGCUUUCCUAACUCUCGGACACACCUGAGCUUGGACAGGCUUUGUGCUAAAUUGACCUUAACCGCGUUUUUGACGUCCAUCUAGCGGGGAGUCAUCAUGCUGAUGAUGAUGGAGAGCAGCGGCAUGGACGCGCAUCAGGUUGAUAUCGAUUCGGAAUUCGAGCCUCACAGCCGGUCGCGCUCGAGCACCUGGCCGCUGCCGUGUCCGGAGGACUUCCCAGGAGGAGAGGAGGAGGCGUGCCGCGGAGCUUUGGCUCUGGCGUCGGUCAAAGUGGAGCAGUACAACGUUCCGGCGUGCCGGGCCGAGAGGAAAGGCGGCGCGCCGGUGGAGAUCAAGCACCCCGCAGGCGCUCCGGCCCCACUCAUGGCAGCCCCCGCCUGCAUGUCCGGGGCUGCGCUGGACGUGGCCGGUCAGCUGCGCAAAGCCAAGUCCUCUCGGCGGAACGCGUGGGGUAACCUGUCGUACGCAGACUUGAUCACUCGCGCCAUUGAGAGCGCCCCGGAGAAGAGGCUGACCCUGUCCCAGAUCUACGACUGGAUGGUUCGCUUUGUUCCUUAUUUCAAGGAUAAAGGCGACAGCAACAGUUCUGCUGGAUGGAAGAAUUCAAUUCGACAUAACCUGUCCCUGCACAGCCGCUUCAUCCGGGUGCAGAAUGAAGGAACAGGGAAGAGUUCCUGGUGGAUGCUAAACCCAGAAGGAGGGAAGAUGGGAAAGGGACCAAGGAGACGUGCGACCUCUAUAGAAAAUGGGACACACUAUCUGAAGACUAAGGGUCGCGUUAGCCGAAAGAGAGCAGGGGCUAUAGUUCUUGGAAGGGGACAAGCUCAGGGAGCUGGUCCACCAAUGCAGGAUUCCCCAGAGCAUGGCAGUCCGGCAGGCAAAGGAAGUGUAGGCAUCAGUGGUGAAGAGUAUGACAACUGGACAGACCUGCAUUCUCGCAACUCGUCCUCUGCCUCCACGCUGAAUAGCUGCCUGUCUCCAAUACUAGCAGAGACAGACACUGAUGAACCUGAGGAGGGUGGACUGUCUUGUUCAGCUUCUCCACGACUUUACCCCAGCCCUACCAGCACCCGAUCCCCAGCCUUGGGCACUGGAGGCCACUGCCCCAAUGUAGAACUUCCUCACCUCACUGACCUGACGGGGGCGAUUAGUCUAGAUGAGAAUGGCUUCUCCCAGCAACAGCAAAUAAAAUGCAAUGGUUAUCCCUAUGUGCCUGGGCCCAAAACAGAGGGGUCCUACUGUGGACCCAUGUAUGGACAGUCUUCCAUUGGAAUGUUACGACAUCACACUCCUAUGGAGACCAUUCAGGAGAACAAGCCAGUUAGCUUUCAGCAUCCCGUGAGGACGUACUCAGAGAGUAAUGCCCUGCAGAGUCUGCUGACCGGAAGUCCUUCAUACUGCAACAAAGACACUGUGUUGGGUCAGGGACGGGAAACACACACACUGUUGACACAGGGAAAAAGCAUUCACAGCCAACACCGUCACAAUCAGACUCAUGGUCACAAUCACAGCCAAGAGCAUGCUCACAAUACCAGUCUACGCAAUGGGCAUAGCUCAGUCCACGAGCAAAACACAUCCCAUCAUCAGAGCCACAAUCAGGGUCACAAACACCAAGCCAGUCUUGAAUACAGUCACAAGCCCCUCACUGCCCAUGAAUAUAGUCAGAGUCAUGAGCAUAAUCACAGAAACAAAGUCCCUCCUAGCCAUGAUCACACCCCUCACUCUAGUCAGAGUCACUUGCAUAACCACACGCCACACAACACGAAUCCUUUGCAAAGUGGGCCUCAUCAUCAGGCUCUCUCUCCACGGGUGAGCACUGACAUCCUACAGCCCUAUAGUCUCAAGACCUCGAACCACUUUGGGCUGCGCCCCCACCUCCCAACAUCUCCGUCCUUGCCGCCAAACCCUGCAGGAAUCAUGGAUGUUCCCCAGGAUCCCUGCUGCCUGGCAUCUGCACCUCACCCUCGUCACCAGUCUUACCCUGGAGCUCAUCAUCAGGCGUUGACUGACUCCUGGCAAAGUUACUAUCAUCAUAACAACCAUCAGUCAGGGAACGUUGGAUACCAGGGGCCACAACACAACUCUCACAACAGGAUAGCUGCUCAACUAGAAAUGGAGAAUGCUUCUAAUAGUCUAGACUGUGAUGUGGACCCUAUCCUGCUCAGUGACUUUAUGGACACGGACAACUUGGACUUCAACUUUGAUGGCUCUCUGUCUCAAGGGGUGGGCAUGGGAAUGGGAGUGAGUUUAGGGUCUUUUGCUUGCCCUCCGUCGGUACAUAGCAACCAGAGCUGGGUGCCAGGGUGAACUCAGACCUGAGGGUUUGGAUAGACCAUACAGCUCACUCAGUGGGCUAGGCUGCUGGUGGGCUGCACCCUUGGAAUGACUGACUGUGAUUCUUUUUCUCUGAGGCAUACUGUCAUUUUUUUCCCUUGGGACUCCCUACGUGUGCAUAUCUUACUUUUAUUUCUUCUUCCACAUGUUCUCACUAUAAAAUUUGCUCCUAAUCAAUUCAGUGCAGCAUUGCCCCAUGCCCAUUUACAGUCUGUGAAUUUUGUUGUUUCCGUUUUUAGUCUCCUCGUCCAAUCACAUUCUAAUUUUUGUGAGCUCUCAAGCACUUUACGUCCAUCUUGUCCAACAGAUGCAGUAACACAAAUACCAGACAGUCACGUGUGCUAAUUCAGGUUUAAUGUAUGCAAUCCUUUUUUCAGUAUCAUCCCCUCUCACAAAACCUGUGCUGUUCCUGUCUUGAAAACAUGAUCUAACAGCUGCGAGAUGUGGAGUUUCUCUUAGAUUGGAAUGUCAAAGAUAAGCAGUGGGGGGUUAAGGAUGACAGAGGGGGUUAUUCAUUUUGAAGAAUGAGCUAAAAUGAAAAGUGUAGAAUGAAGAAAAUCCACAGGGUCAGUGGGAUUCCUCUGCUCUCUGGUCAUCAGAGGUAUUCCCUGCUUAGUUCAGCACAGGUGGAUAGUCGUCUAUCAGGCAACCGUCAGUAUCUCUCCACUGAAAUGCAGUGUCCUUUCUUUAAUCUCCAGAGUAAUGCCAGAUUGAUGCAUCACGAAUGCAAAUUUAAUGUGCUCCUCUGUUUUUUCAACCCCCUCCCCUCCCUCCUCAGCCCGGACACACCGGCUUAAUGUGUUUUGGUGAAAGUGAUGAUAAAAGUCACUCUGCACUAAACGGGGGAGGGAUGAAAAAGGGUGGCGUUGGAGGAGGUAGGAAGGCAUUGAGAGCAGAUGAUAGAAGAGAAAUGCAAAUAUUCCCUCUGUGCCUCUCCCUCCUCGUUUUGUGGAUUUAUGUAGCUUUCCCCAUAAUGAAAUAAGCAACGAUCAGAGCCUGCUGUACAUCCUGGGAAGCUGUCUGAUUGGCCCGAGUCAGGCUGCCUCAGCUCAGCACCUUCACCAGCUGACCCCAGAACAGCUUAGCGUGCUGCCGAAGUUGGGCCUGGUUGCUGAUGGAGCAGCCAUCUUCCGAACCCCUGCAACCUUGUCUAAUUCACCAACACCCACGUUCAAGCCCACCAUGUGCGUUCAUUCUCGCAAAUUUCUCACUGAUGAACAGCAUCAGCAGAUUACUAUUUUGUGCUAUCUCCUCCACCCAGGCUCCCUCCUAUCGUGCCGCCCCAUCCCGAGGUUACUCAGAGGGUAAACAAGAGUAAUUAACCGCCAAACAAGAUGGAUGAUUUAUGCAAGUGCAUGUAUUCGCUCAUUGGCACAAAGUCAUAAUUCUUCCCUGAGCCAAGCAUCAGGAGGGGGCUUCUUGAGAAAGUGGUAUCCAACAACAAAGUAACACGUUUGCAAAGGGGUGCGUUUACAGUGUCCUUCAAGUCUUUCGAGCAUCUUCUUCACAAGCCUUCCCGCCCUAUUCUGGUCUCAAGCUUUACUUUGCUGUUGUCUUUUCCUGUGCUUGUUCCGUGGUUGUGCAAUUGUCUGUCCAAUGCAGUGUGGAUUAAAGCUUUCUUGUGCAUUUUAUCUUUGACGCUGGGAAAAAUAGACAAGACGAAUCAUUGUUCCUCUUAGGACAAACAGGAAGGGAACAUGGGAGGGAGGAACGGUGGAGAGAAAGAGAUAGAACAGGAGAAACCGAAAAGGGGAAAGCCAGAUUUGUUUGAUUGUAAGAGAUUUUCCGGCUUGGCAGCUUUCUGGAAAAUUGGCUGUUUCAAUCAGGCCAAAUGUCAAGAGCUACUCUGCCAGCUGCAGUGAGCUUUGACCAGACAGCCACUUCUCCCUCUUGAUCAAGGACAAUGACAGGUAUUUUCAUACACCCUUUGUGUGAUUCUUCUUUCUUUGUGUGUGUGUGUGUGUGUGUGUGUGUGUGUGUGUGUGUGUGUGUUAAGAUUGCCCAUUGUUGUAGCCCAAGUGUAUUUUGUGUCUGGCCCGUAAGCACUUGUGUGCCAAGCUUCUUGUGGGUGGGAGAGGAUGUGUGUGUGUGUGUGUGUGUGUGUGUGUGUGAGAGUGUGUGUGUGUGUGUGUCACAGCGAUGUACAAGAACCGAUUAAAGGAAUAUUCUUGGGAAGUUACUUGCCCUGGUAAUGUCCAAGCCUGGCUGAGUGCAGCAUACAUAAUGUAAACAGUUUAUAUUUAUUGGUUGGGGAGCUGGGUUCAUGUAAGACCCCUUACUGCUUUGUCUUCUUGUUGACAGAGUCAGAAUGCUUUUUCAGUUUACUGCAUUUCAUCUUAUACAUAAUCUAUAUUGAAAAAAAAUUGUAUUAUAAUUUUUUUUUGCAAAUAUCAGUUUCUUUUCUAAAAUGAUGUACCUGCUCAUCUGGUGGCUGUAAAAUAAAACAAAUAGAAAACAAA